UUUUUAUUUUGGGCUAAGUUGCAGAGAUGUUUCACGCAAUCAAAAAGUUGGAAGCGCGGCCUUUAACAAAACCACAGUAUAUAAGAGGCGCCAACGGCACAAUCAGCCACCGCGAGACUCCAAAACUUCAACUGUGAAAAUGGCUCAGUAUGCUCCAACCUUAAACCCUCCCAAGACCCUCAUCCCCAAGCUCCCAAACCCCAACCCUUCUUUCUCUUCCAUCUCAACCUUCAGAACCCCAAAACCCAAAUCCAAAAACUUCUCAACAAUCUCCAUGUCAGUGACGGCGGGCCAAAAUCAACAGCAGCACCAGAAACCACCGUCCUUAGACGUUCUGAUCAACAGUGCUCGCAAGGAAGAGGUAAUUGGUGCUAUCAAGAAUUCGUCGUCUCACUGCCUCUCCGAAACCAACCUGCAUCUCACAGUUCCCGGCCUCAAAUCCAAAACUAGAGGCAAGGUUAGAGAUGUUUAUGACAGUGGGGAUUAUCUAGUUAUGGUCACCACGGAUAGGCAAAGUGCAUUUGACAGAAUUCUUGCUUCCAUUCCUUUCAAAGGCCAGGUUCUCAAUGAGACAAGUUUGUGGUGGUUUGACAAAACUCGACACAUAACUUCAAACGCAGUUGUUUCGGCUCCAGAUGAAAAUGUAACAAUUGCAAAGAAAUGUUCUGUUUUUCCUGUUGAAUUUGUGGUCAGAGGUUUCGUGACGGGAAGUACUGAUACGUCACUAUGGACAGUCUACAAUAAUGGUGUUCGGAAUUACUGUGGCAAUGCACUCCCAGAUGGCUUGGCAAAAAGCCAAAAGCUUCCUGCAAAUAUACUCACACCAACAACUAAGGCGGCAGAUCAUGACGUUCCUGUUACCCCAGAUGAGAUCGUUGAACGUGGACUAAUGACUCAAGCCGAGUAUGAUGAAGUAAGUAGGAAAGCAUUAAGCUUGUUCGAGUAUGGACAGCGCGUGGCUCUGGAACAUGGCUUGAUAUUGGUGGACACAAAAUAUGAAUUUGGAAAGGGCCAAGAUGGUUCCAUUCUUUUGAUUGAUGAGGUGCAUACACCUGAUUCAAGCAGAUAUUGGAUUGCACAUACUUAUGAGGAGCGGUUUAAGAAUGGCCUUGAACCUGAAAAUGUUGAUAAAGAGUUCUUGAGGUUGUGGUUCAAAGAUCAUUGCAAUCCUUAUGAAGAUGAGGUCCUCCCUGAUGCUCCUGAGGAACUCGUUCGUGAGCUAUCUUGGCGAUAUAUUUUCUUGUAUGAGACAAUAACAAAAUCAGAAUUCAAGCUGCCCUCCACAGAGGAGCCAAUACAUGAUCGGAUAUCUCGAAAUGUUGCACGGGCGUUAUCAUCUCUUACGUAACUUCAUAGUAUGAAGCACAAUUUUGUAUUGGAAUUGACUUUACCCAAAAAUUAUCAGAAAUGAUGGAUAGUUAAUCUUAGGAUGAACUUUGGUGUCUUGUUUCAAGAAAAUGUCUCUGGUAUGGGGGUUAACCAGUGGCUUGUAUCAAAUAAUGAGAUGGAUAAUUGGGUAUAAUAAUUAAGCAAAAAUGUUUUAUGCUUA
Prunus dulcis (almond) is the source of this 1549-nucleotide messenger RNA. RefSeq names its product phosphoribosylaminoimidazole-succinocarboxamide synthase, chloroplastic. The record is from RefSeq and is a predicted model, not a curated record. Bases 140 to 1348 code for a protein of 402 amino acids. NCBI's taxonomy places the organism in Eukaryota, Viridiplantae, Streptophyta, Magnoliopsida, Rosales, Rosaceae. Gene Ontology annotation, cellular component: cytoplasm; chloroplast stroma. Gene Ontology annotation, biological process: 'de novo' IMP biosynthetic process. Gene Ontology annotation, molecular function: phosphoribosylaminoimidazolesuccinocarboxamide synthase activity. The transcript is spliced from 12 exons.